This is a messenger RNA of Amoebophrya sp. A120, 358 nucleotides long. The record is from the annotation of a GenBank genome assembly. Lineage: Eukaryota; Dinophyceae; Syndiniales; Amoebophryaceae.
UGCGGCCGCUGCAGCUGCUAGCUCUUCUUCUUCAAAUAAGAGCCGGAGUUCGAAGCGGCUCGCGAAGUUGAUUGCGAAAACGUCGACGACGAUUUUUACCAACGUUGCACAAGGCCUUUUCGAACGGCACAAGACGACCUUCAGCUUUUGCCUCGCGGUGUCGAUACAUCGUCGGGAGGGUGGAAAUCUGCCGGACAAAAUGUGGAAUCUAUUUGUCGGUGGGGCUGCGGCAGCUCCUGGCGCAGGAGGAGGAGGCUCAGGGCCGUCCACAGAGGAAAACAGCUCUGCGGUGGGCGUAUCAACUUCCACGACACAGCAGGAGGCAAAGGAUCCCGAACUACAUGUUGGGAAGCCUCAA